CAAACUUUGUUUGGUAAUUGGAGCUCCAACCUUUCCAAACCACUUGUGACUGCGUGUAAUAUGCAUCAUUUGCAUGCGUGCACAGAAUAGAAGGGAAGUUAAAUAUCAAUAUUUUGAACACAAAUGCUAUGUACAAAUUAUCAAUCAUGUGGAUCAGUGUGCGUACCUUCGACGGCAAAGUCGAAAAAUUGAUUGACAGCCUAAGUAAAUUAACUAAGAUUGAAGAUCUGAAAGAAAGAGUUAGAGAAGUUUUUGAAGUAGAUGAGAAAAGUAACAUGAGGUUGUUUUUCCGUGGAAAGCAGCUUGAAAAUGAGCACACACUUUUUGACUACAGCAUCAAUGUCAAUGAAAAGGUUCAGCUUAUGAUACAACCAGUGAAACCUUCAACACCAAAGAAAGAGACUAUUUCGAAUGAUACUCCUAAAAGUGAUGAAGCUGAUUCUGAGAGAGCAGCUACAGGUGAAGAAAUGAACUCUACAGAUGCUCCUGAAAAUAGCACAAAUUCCAGUGGAGAAUCUUCAACUUCCAAAAGCCAUAUAAAAGCAUUAUAUAGGGUCGGAGCAAAAGUUGAUGCUAAAGACUUAAAUAUGGGUGCAUGGUUUGAAGCUGAAGUUGUUGAUGUUAGUCUGCAGGAUGAAACAGACUCAACAUCAGUCUUAUAUCAUGUUAAAUUUGAUGAGUAUGAAGAAAAUGAAAUAAGUCAACUAACAUCCAAGGAUGUAAGACCAAGAGCACGAACAAGGAUACAGUGGGACCAACUUGAAGUUGGUCAAGUUGUAAUGGCAAAUUACUGUCCAGAUGACCCCAAAGAUAGAGGCUUUUGGUAUGACAUGGAGAUAACAAGAAAACACUCAAAACAGAUUACAGCUGGAGGUGCUGAGUCAAGAAGUGGUAGUGGAAGAAGUCUAUAUGGAAAAUUACUUCUUGGGUCAACAGAAGGAUGUGAUCAACCAGUUGCUCAAGAAUGCAAGCUUAUGUUCAUUGAUGAAAUAUUCAAAAUUGAACCACCUCCAGACUUUGAUAAAGACGGACAACCUGUAACGUCCAAUGGUGUGGAUGACCCUGUCAAACGUCAAAACAAACCAGACUGUCGCUUCUGUAAAGAUGAUAAAACAAAGAAAUGCAAGCACUGUGCUUGUCAUGAGUGUGGAGGAAAAGAAAAUCCAGAUAAGCAGUUGUUGUGUGAUGAAUGUGAUCUUGCUUAUCACAUUUACUGUCUUGAUCCACCACUGGAAAAAAUACCAGAAGAUGACGACUGGUAUUGCCCUCUUUGUAAAAAUGACACAUCCGAGAUUAUUCAAGCCGGUGAGAAACUAAGGGGAAGCAAGAAAAAGGCCAAAAUGGUUUCUGCUAACUCAUCGUCCAAUAGAGACUGGGGUAAGGGCAUGGCAUGUGUCGGACGUACCAAGAUCUGCACCAUCGUCCCACCAAAUCAUUUUGGACCUAUUCCUGGUGUUCCUGUAGGCUCUUUAUGGAAGUUUAGAGUACAAGUAAGUGAGUCCGGAAUUCACAGGCCUCAUGUCAGCGGAAUACAUGGUCGGGACUCAGAAGGAUCCUAUUCCAUUGUGUUAGCUGGAGGCUACGAAGACGACGUGGACAACGGAGAGGACUUCAUAUUCACUGGUAGCGGAGGUCGUGACUUAUCUGGAAAUAAGCGAACUGCUGAGCAGUCAUGUGACCAGCAGCUAACAAAAAUGAACAGGGCACUUGCAAGAAACUGCGCAGCCCCUCUUGAUGACAAAAAUGGCGGAGAAGCGAAAGACUGGAAAGAAGGAAGACCAGUCAGAGUGGUCCGAAGUUGCAAGUUAGCAAAGCAUUCAAAGUACGCACCAGAAGAAGGCAACCGAUACGAUGGCAUCUAUAAGGUUGUAAAAUAUUGGCCAGAGAAAGGGAAAUCAGGUUUUAAAGUCUGGAGAUACCUUUUUAGACGAGAUGACGAGACACCGGCUCCAUGGACAAAAGAAGGGAAAAAACUCAUUGAAUCGCUUGGAAUAAAGAUGGUGUAUCCAGAAGGAUUCUUGGAGGCACAAGCGAAGAAAGAAGAAGAAAAAGCAGACAAAUUGAAAGGAAAAGGAAAAAGAAAACGCGAAAAAGAUACGUCCAGAGGAAGUCCAUUAUCAAAAUCUCCAAGUAAGAAGAUAAAAGUGCACGCGAUAACAGCAGAAACGAAAACAUUAAUAAACACAGAUGCCGAAAAUACAAAGAUAUGGAAAGACUUAGUUGAUGACAACACUUUAAAUUAUCAAAAAUUUCACCAAAAAGUAGAAGAAACAUUUUCUUGUAUAUGUUGUCAAGAGCUCGUGUUUGAGCCGAUUACCACAACUUGUCUUCACAAUGUUUGCAAGGGAUGCUUGCAACGAUCAUUYAAAGCUGAAAUAUUCASUUGYCCGGCCUGUAGACAGGAUUUGGGCAAAAAUUAUAAACUCGAUGUAAAUAAAGCUCUAAGUAAUAUUCUCAACAAAUUGUUUCCAGGAUACUCUAAAGGUCGAUGAAACAAUUUAUUCAAUAACUCCUUCCAUACAUAUAUUAGRAAAUAUUUCAAAUAUAUAUAUAUAAAUAUCAACUUUUUUAUCUAAAAAAGACAUGUUUUGUCGAGAGUGUUCCGGCUUUUAUAAAGCCACACAACUUGAACACURUUCAUAGCAAAUUGCUUUUUAAUCGUAUAGAUAGAAAAUURUAUGCUUAUUUUGYCCCAGCUGAAUUGUGAAUUUGAUUAACUGUUAUUUCUUUCGCAUAUAUUUUUGUGCAAUGUAAUAAACUUAAAUUCUAUUUACCUA
Molecule: messenger RNA, 2777 nt
Organism: Exaiptasia diaphana
Lineage: Eukaryota; Metazoa; Cnidaria; Anthozoa; Actiniaria; Aiptasiidae
Product: E3 ubiquitin-protein ligase UHRF1
Exons: 23
Coding region: 129-2492 (787 amino acids)
Biological process (GO): protein ubiquitination; negative regulation of gene expression via chromosomal CpG island methylation
Molecular function (GO): ubiquitin protein ligase activity; protein binding
Source: RefSeq, a predicted model, not a curated record